This is a messenger RNA of Lampris incognitus (smalleye Pacific opah), 1403 nucleotides long. RefSeq names its product eva-1 homolog Bb (C. elegans) (gene eva1bb). The coding region runs from base 679 to 1182 and encodes 167 amino acids. NCBI's taxonomy places the organism in Eukaryota, Metazoa, Chordata, Actinopteri, Lampriformes, Lampridae. The record is from RefSeq and is a predicted model, not a curated record. The transcript is spliced from 3 exons.
GGUCACAAAACACUGAACCGCGGCUCAUGUCCACACAAAGAGCAGAACAGCCCCCUGAGUGUUUCAGACCAUAUAGUUUGCUUAACUUGGACACUGGACUUAUUUUCAAGGGUGAGGCGGGGGUUUACUAUAACUGCAUGAAGGUUUUCUCUGUGUGCCACGGCUCCACUGCACUCCUCUCUCAGGAGACUUCCUCCGUCUUGACAGAAGUCUGGACCUUUCCCCUUUUUUUGGCUCUCUCUCUCUCUCUCUCCCUCUCUCUCUCUCUGAGGAGAAGGAGAGGGAGUGGAUCAUAGCUGACGCUGAUGCCGAAGGGCCAAUACACGUGAGGACUCUGUUCUCUCCAGUUCUGUUUCUACAGAGGCCGUGCGCUUACAUCUGGCCCUCUGACGGGACAGACAGACAGACAGCUCCCUGAUUCUGUCAGGACGACUCAGGAUAUCUCUGAUAUCUCUUCAGCUCCUCGUCUUUGUGAUGGGAUUUUCUUUAGUUGGCACCGACUGAAAUCCUAUAUUACGAAUUUGUGACUCCUUUUCUCUCCGGCGGGUUCCUUGUGUUCACUGGUGGCCAGGCGGUGAAGAUCUUGUCCCCGGACCAAGCGUCUGCCGUCGGUGGAGCGUUGGGGGGGGGGGUUUCUGCUUUAAAGGGAUGUGAGUUUGGAACCUUUCAAGACCCAAAAUGGAACCCAUUAAGAGAGACAUGGAGCUGCUCAGUAACAGCAUGGCUACCUAUGCUCACAUCAAAGCCAACCCAGAGAGCUUUGCCUUGUAUUUCAUGAUGGGCGUCUGCUUUGGCCUGCUCCUGGCAUUGUGUCUCCUGGUGACGGGAAUCGCCUGCAGGAGUCACGGCCGCAGGAGUCACGGUCGCAGGAAGGCCCCCCCGUCCCCCGAGAGGAGACAGCUCAAGGAGUCCAGCGUGGAGGAUGAGGAUGAUGACAGCAGUGAGGAGGAGGGAGAUGAGGACACAGAAAUCCCCAAAGUGACAGUGGGCCCCAUGAGCGAGCUCAGCAGCCAGUCUAACGGCACGCUGAGGAGUGUGAACGUCUUCACGUCGGCCGACGAGCUGGAGAAGGCGCGGCGUCUGGAGGAGAGGGAACGCAUCGUGAGGGAGAUAUGGAGGAACGGGCAGCCAGACAUCUUGGUCACAGGGACGGGGACAAUUGGGCGGGUCCAUUACCACUAAACACACAUUUCCCUUCUGCCCAAACUUCACACAGACUGCAGAGGACAGGAGCUACGCUGGAUUGAAACUAAUAAUCUCUCAUGUUUACUUUGUUUUAUGAACGUUUGUGCUUGUGCUAAACGACAAACAGAUUUUGUAUGCAGCAUAUUUGCCCUCAUUUGUAGACUACUUUUGCUUGGCAAUGUGAAUCAUUAAAACCUAAACCACUUUUUGGACAUAAA